AUGUUCCGAGGCCACCCAAAGUGCCAAGUGUGUGGCCGACGAUCCUUUCCUGGAGAUCUCAAUGACAACUACAUGUGUGAAAUGUGCGAAGAAGCAAUGAUAGCCCAAAAGAUUGCGAUGGAAGAUCAUUCAGAAGAUGAGGAGGAAGAAGAAGCUGGGUGUGAAUCUGAAUCCGAGGAUAGUGAUAGUGAUAGUGAUAGUGAUAGUGCUAAUGAUGACAUUCCGUUGUCCAAGCUACCAUCGUCCACCAAGGGAUCUGGAUAUCUAUGCCAACAUAAAGGAGCAUCCUCCAAGAGUAUUGGGCUCGAGGUCCGACGUUCCAAGAACUUGGCAAACGCUCCUGGUGUCAAACCUAAAACGUCACCGCCUCCCACGAAAAUGAUGGCCACAAACACGGCUACAACAACAGUGGUGACACCAAAUCCCAAAUGCACAAUACAACCAAAAUCGCAUCACUGUGGUGAAUCCAUAUGCCGAAAAGAAAACAAACCUUCCCAUCAUCAAAGCAGUGACCAGCAAAGCGAAAUCAAGGACCAUUGGCGGCAAACCAUUCCCUAUCAUGACAUCCAAACCCGCCCUGACUAA
Cylindrotheca closterium is the source of this 585-nucleotide messenger RNA. The record is from the annotation of a GenBank genome assembly. NCBI's taxonomy places the organism in Eukaryota, Bacillariophyta, Bacillariophyceae, Bacillariales, Bacillariaceae.